CUGUCAAGGUAUGAUCAUCUGAAAGCAGGAAGCUGCUCGGAUGUGGUUGAAGAAAAGCACAAGGAGAAGAAGACCAACAGUGUGAUGGAAAGCUGCGGAACCAUGUAUGUGCGCCACAUCGGCAUUGAUAACCAUCUAUAUAAAGGGGAUUUUAUCAUCAGCCCGAAUGGCAGAUACAAAGCUGUUUUCCAGCAAGACGGCAACUUUGUUAUCCUUGCUGACGGAGAUGACUCUCCCAUUUGGGCAACAGGAACAGCUGGUAAGAACGCAUUCAGGAUCACUGUGCAGGAGGACAACAACCUGGUCGUUUACACCGAACAAAACAAGCCGGUUUGGGCCUCUGACACCUGGCAACACUGCUACGGGUACAGCACAGCGAUGCGCCUCACUAUGACCAACGAGGGUAAACUGGUUCUUGACAAACAUGGAACGACUGUUUGGAGUGAUGGGAAAAAAUGGUAGUAAUGACAGUUUCAGACUGAACUCAUGAUUUGGCAAGAAACAUGUGCUUUGU
Molecule: messenger RNA, 514 nt
Organism: Scomber scombrus (Atlantic mackerel)
Lineage: Eukaryota; Metazoa; Chordata; Actinopteri; Scombriformes; Scombridae
Product: B-type lectin plumieribetin-like
Exons: 4
Coding region: 85-462 (125 amino acids)
Source: RefSeq, a predicted model, not a curated record